CUCUUUAUUUCUCUCCCAACAUGGCUCGUGAUGGGUAUCGUAAAAAAAUAUAAUUCCACGACUGUAAAACAAUAUUAAUUUGUGAUAAAACAUCAUCAGGUCAACCAUAGAGUAUAAACUAAAAAAUGGGCAGCAAGCAGAAUAAUGGGCUGUUUAUGUGCAAUUUAUGCCAGAAGUCCUUUGGAUGUUCAAAGAAUCUGGAAGAACAUGUGAAUGAUCACGAAUUGGCAACUAAAAGAUCCCUACAGAUUCAUGAUUGUUCAGAAUGUGGCAAAUCUUUCCGUUCACACGACUCGCUGCUAAAUCAUGGGAAGCUACAUGAUGACGGUAAGGUUUACGAAUGCAGUGAAUGUGAAAAGAAAUUCACAAGAUCCGAAGAACUUCAUAUUCAUCGUCGAAUACACCGCAAUGAAUCCGUUUUUGAGUGUGUUUUCUGCGAUCGGCUCUUUGCUCAAUUCAAAAAUCUCACAAAUCACAUGCAGAAGUUGCAUCAGAAUGAGAUUAAUCAAGGGAAGUUUUCAGUUUUGCCAGAGAAAAGUGAAACAGAAUGUUCUCUGGAUACUGAAAAUUCUGUUCCGGAAACACCAACUUCCAUUGAAUACACGAAAAAAUAUUCCUGUCUCCUCUGUCCGGUGGCAUUCAUCCAAAAAGGGACGUUGGACAUGCACUACCUACGGAAGCACACCUCAGAAAGGGAUCUGAACAAAUUAGAAAAAUUAAUUGAAGACAAAAAGCACACAGAAGUGUCUCAAGAUCCUGAAAAGCUGACAAUACAGAUUCAAAGUAGAAAAAAAUGUCCUCUUUGUGAAGAUUUCUCCGAAAGUACUGAAGAUCUGAUGUUGCACUUGAGAAUUGAUCAUGAUACUGAAAAGGACUUCAAGUGUGGUAGAUGUAGUUUGACUUUUUCCACAAUCUCCUCCUUGUCUAAGCAUAUGAAGAAUCACACAGCAGAGAAGCACAAUUGCACAUUCUGUGGUCAACAUUUCAGCCUCAAUCAAACUCUUCAGAAGCACAUGAAGCGACAUGUUGGAGCCACAAUUCAUAAUUGCAAAAUUUGUGGCAUUCCCUAUGGGCAAGAACGAGAUUUGGAGAGGCACAUGAGGAUCCAUGCUGGAGGGAAGCCCCACAAGUGUGAAUACUGCGACAAGAGAUUUGCUCAAUCGUGCGAUAAGAUAAAACAUUCAAGGAUUCAUACAGGAGAAAAGCCCUACACUUGUGAUAUCUGCGGGAAGACAUUUGCCCACUUAACGAGUGUAAAGAAACACAUGAUGGUGCACACGGGUGAAAGACUCUAUCAGUGCAACUUCUGCGGAAAGUCCUUUCAGCACAGCAGUAAUCUUGUUGUUCAUACGAGAACUCACACAGGAGACAGACCCUUCAAGUGCAGCAUCUGCGAGAAAGCCUUCUACGCAUCUGGGCACUAUGCUGAUCAUAUGAAGAUCCACACUGGCAAGAAAUGCUACAGUUGCAGUGAAUGUGGCAAGGAGUUUGUGCAUCAGAGUAGUUUCCAGAAGCACAGGAGGAUGCAUCGUGGAGAACGACCACACAAGUGCACAGUGUGUCAAAAGGGUUUCUCACAGCCAGGGCACUUGAAGGAGCACUUUCGUAUUCACACGGGUGAGAAACCCUUCUCCUGCGGCAUAUGCAAGAGGCAAUUCCGAAGGGCUGAUGCUCGCAACAACCACUCGAAAACACACAUGAUUUCUGCGACGGCACCAGCAGAAUAUGGGAAUCUCGAAGAAAUCAAUAAUACCGAGGGGGUAAGCCAAUCACAGUGAAUAAAGAAUUAUUCAUGGAAUGUU
Molecule: messenger RNA, 1802 nt
Organism: Lutzomyia longipalpis
Lineage: Eukaryota; Metazoa; Arthropoda; Insecta; Diptera; Psychodidae
Product: gastrula zinc finger protein XlCGF57.1-like
Exons: 2
Coding region: 126-1778 (550 amino acids)
Biological process (GO): regulation of transcription by RNA polymerase II
Molecular function (GO): DNA-binding transcription factor activity; RNA polymerase II cis-regulatory region sequence-specific DNA binding
Source: RefSeq, a predicted model, not a curated record